CUUGGUCCUUUUCUUCCACACUCGCCCUGCCGGACAGCCUCCCACUCCCACCUUUCCCGGGGUCCGUGUGCGGCCGGGCUGGGGGGGUCGCCACCUCAUCCGGCUCGGGACCCCGCGUCCUGCUCGCCAUCUCAGCCGCCUGGUCCUGGCCGCAGCCCCGCUGCCUUCGGUUUCCUCUCCCGUCAGCGCCGGCCCUGCGGGCGCUGCGCGUGGAGCUCUCGGCUCCGGGACCCCGCUGUCCCGAGCCCGAGGCGCUCCGCGGCCGGGGCGGCGGGGUCUGCUCUCGCCGGCCGCUCCAGAGUCACCCUGUUAGCUUCCCCGCAACACCCCGUGCCUCGAGGCCCCAGACCCGCGGGGAAAAUGGUGGAACCAGGGCAAGAUUUACUGCUUGCUGCUUUGAGUGAGAGUGGGAUUAGUCCAAAUGACCUCUUUGAUAUUGAUGGAGAUAUGGGGUUUGUGACUCCAACCCCAACUCCUGCAAUUCAGCAGUCGGUGCCACUUGGUGCAUUAGAACUAGGCUUGGAAGCAGAAGCUGCAGUUACUGUUAAACAAGAACCAGAGACGGUACCCAGUCCUACGCUGUUAAAUGUGAGGCAGCAGCCUCCAUCUACAACAACGUUUGUGCUAAAUCAAAUAAAUCAGCUUCCAACCCUGGGAUCUACAAUCGUAAUGACUAAAACACCACCUGUAACAACCAACAGGCAGACCAUCACUUUAACAAAAUUUAUCCAGACUACUGCAAACACCCGCCCUUCAGUCUCAGCACCAGCAGUGCGGAACACCGUUACCUCUGCACCUUCAAAAGACCAGGUUCAGCUAAAGGAUCUACUAAAAAAUAAUAGUCUUAAUGAACUCAUGAAGCUGAAGCCACCUGCUAAUAUUGCUCAGCCAGUUGCAACAGCAGCUACUGAUGUAAGCAAUGGUACAGUGAAGAAAGAGUCAUCUAAUAAAGAAGUAGCAAGAAUAUGGAUAAAUGACAUGAAAAUGAGAAGUUUUUCACCAACUAUGAAGGUUCCUGUUGUAAAAGAGGAGGAUGAGCCAGAAGAAGAAGACGAAGAAGAAAUGGGCCAUGCUGAAACCUAUGCAGAAUAUAUGCCAAUAAAAUUAAAAAUUGGCCUGCGCCAUCCUGAUGCUGUAGUAGAAACUAGCUCUUUAUCCAGUGUCACUCCUCCCGACGUGUGGUACAAAACGUCCAUCUCUGAAGAGACCGUCGACAGUGGCUGGUUAUCAGCAUUACAGCUCGAGGCAAUUACAUAUGCAGCCCAGCAACAUGAAACAUUCCUACCUAAUGGUGAUCGUGCUGGCUUCUUAAUAGGUGAUGGUGCUGGUGUAGGGAAAGGCAGGACGAUAGCAGGAAUCAUCUAUGAAAACUACUUGUUGAGUAGAAAGAGAGCACUGUGGUUCAGUGUUUCAAAUGACUUAAAGUAUGAUGCUGAAAGAGAUUUGAGGGAUAUUGGAGCAAAAAACAUUUUGGUCCACUCAUUAAAUAAGUUUAAAUAUGGAAAAAUUUCUUCCAAACAUAACGGGAGUGUGAAAAAGGGUGUUAUUUUUGCUACAUAUUCUUCUCUUAUUGGGGAAAGCCAGUCUGGUGGCAAAUAUAAAACUCGGUUGAAACAACUUCUGCAUUGGUGCGGUGACGACUUCGAUGGAGUGAUAGUGUUUGAUGAGUGUCAUAAAGCAAAAAACUUAUGUCCUGUUGGUUCUUCAAAACCCACCAAGACAGGCUUAGCAGUUUUGGAGCUUCAGAACAAAUUGCCAAAAGCCAGAGUUGUUUAUGCAAGUGCCACUGGUGCUUCGGAACCGCGUAACAUGGCCUAUAUGAACCGCCUUGGAAUCUGGGGUGAAGGAACUCCAUUCAGAGAAUUCAGUGAUUUCAUUCAAGCAGUGGAGCGCAGAGGUGUUGGUGCCAUGGAGAUAGUUGCUAUGGAUAUGAAGCUUAGAGGAAUGUACAUAGCCCGACAGCUGAGUUUUACUGGAGUGACCUUCAAAAUUGAGGAAGUUCUGCUUUCUCAGAACUAUGUUAAAAUGUAUAACAAAGCAGUCAAAUUGUGGGUCAUCGCCAGAGAGCGGUUUCAGCAGGCCGCAGACCUGAUUGAUGCUGAGCAGCGGAUGAAAAAGUCCAUGUGGGGCCAGUUCUGGUCUGCACACCAGAGGUUCUUCAAGUACUUGUGCAUAGCGUCCAAAGUGAAGAGGGUUGUGCAACUAGCACGGGAGGAAAUCAAGAAUGGAAAAUGUGUUGUAAUUGGUCUGCAGUCUACAGGAGAAGCUAGAACAUUAGAAGCACUGGAAGAAGGUGGAGGAGAAUUGAAUGAUUUUGUUUCAACUGCCAAAGGAGUGUUGCAGUCACUCAUUGAAAAACACUUCCCUGCUCCAGACAGGAAAAAAUUGUAUAGUUUGCUGGGAAUCGAUCUGACAGCUCCGAGUAACAACAGUUCUCCCAGAGAUAGCCCUUGUAAGGAAAGCAAAACGAAGAAGCGGAAAGGUGAAGAAGUAAGUCGAGAAGCUAAAAAGGCACGGAAAGUUGGUGGUCUCACGGGCAGCAGUUCUGACGACAGCGGGAGCGAGUCCGAUGCCUCUGAUGCUGAAGAAAGUGACUAUGAGAGCUCAAAGAACAUGAGCUCUGGGGAAGACGAUGACUUCAACCCCUUUAGAGAUGAGUCCAGUGAAGACGACGAGGACGAUCCUUGGUUAAUCAGAAAAGAUCACAAGAAAAACAAAGAUAAAAAAAAGAAGAAAAGUAUAGAUCCAGAUUCUAUUCAAAGUGCCUUAUUAGCAUCAGGUCUUGGAUCAAAACGACCUAGUUUUUCAUCCACACCAGUGAUUACACCUGCUUCUAACAGCGCACCAGCGAACAGCAACUCCAGCAGUAAUAGCAGCCUCAUAACGAGUCAGGAUGCUGUCGAGAGGGCCCAGCAAAUGAAGAAAGACCUACUGGAAAAACUAGAGAAGUUAGCUGAAGACCUUCCUCCUAACACCCUGGACGAACUUAUUGAUGAGUUGGGAGGCCCUGAGAAUGUUGCAGAGAUGACUGGUCGCAAGGGACGUGUUGUGAGCAACGAUGACGGAAGUAUAUCUUAUGAGUCAAGGUCAGAACUUGAUGUGCCCGUGGAAAUAUUAAACAUUACAGAAAAACAGAGGUUUAUGGAUGGAGAUAAGAAUAUUGCUAUUAUCUCAGAAGCCGCCAGUUCAGGUAUUUCAUUACAAGCAGAUCGCAGAGCUAAAAAUCAAAGGCGAAGAGUUCAUAUGACUCUGGAAUUACCCUGGAGUGCAGAUAGAGCAAUUCAACAAUUUGGAAGAACUCAUAGAUCAAAUCAAGUCACUGCUCCCGAGUAUGUCUUUCUGAUUUCUGAACUGGCAGGAGAGCAGAGAUUUGCCUCUAUUGUUGCCAAAAGACUUGAGAGCCUGGGGGCGCUUACACAUGGCGAUAGAAGAGCAACAGAAUCUCGGGAUCUGAGCAGAUUCAACUUUGACAAUAAGUAUGGAAGAAAUGCUUUAGAAAUUGUUAUGAAAUCCAUUGUAAAUUUGGACUCUCCUAUGGUAUCACCUCCACCUGACUAUCCUGGAGAAUUUUUCAAAGAUGUUCGACAAGGACUGAUAGGUGUUGGCCUGAUAAAUGUAGAAGACCGCUCAGGAAUCCUUACUCUUGAUAAAGAUUAUAACAACAUAGGAAAGUUCUUAAAUAGAAUUCUGGGCAUGGAAGUACAUCAGCAGAACGCAUUGUUUCAGUAUUUUGCGGACACACUUACUGCGGUGGUUCAGAAUGCCAAAAAGAAUGGACGCUAUGACAUGGGGAUCCUGGAUCUCGGCUCUGGAGAUGAAAAGGUGAGGAAAAGUGACAUGAAAAAGUUUCUGACUCCAGGGUAUUCAACGUCUGGCCACGUAGAGUUAUACACGAUCAGUGUAGAGAGGGGAAUGUCCUGGGAGGAAGCAACCAAGAUCUGGGCUGAGCUGACAGGACCAGAUGAUGGCUUCUACUUGUCGCUGCAAAUAAGAAACAACAAGAAAACUGCCAUCUUAGUUAAGGAAGUAAACCCUAAAAAGAAACUCUUCUUAGUUUAUCGACCAAAUACCGGGAAGCAGCUCAAAUUAGAAAUUUAUGCUGAUCUCAAAAAGAAAUAUAAGAAGGUAGUCUCGGACGAUGCCCUUGUGCAUUGGUUAGACCAGUAUAAUUCAUCUGCAGAUACUUGUACUCAUGCUUAUUGGCGUGGCAACUGCAAAAAAGCAAGCUUGGGAUUAGUCUGUGAAAUAGGUCUUCGCUGUCGCACAUACUACGUCUUAUGUGGCUCAGUCCUGAGUGUUUGGACAAAAGUGGAGGGUGUCCUUGCAUCUGUCAGUGGCACGAAUGUGAAAAUGCAGAUAGUUCGGCUAAGGACAGAAGAUGGACAGCGGAUUGUAGGCUUGAUCAUUCCGGCAAAUUGUGUGUCUCCUCUCGUAAAUCUCCUGUCAACUUCAGACCAGUCUCAGCAGCUUGCAGUCCAGCAGAAACAGCUGUGGCAGCAGCAUCAUCCACAGAGCAUCGCCAACCUGAGCAACGCGUGAAGGACAGACAGGCUGCAGCACGGUGCGUCUGCGGUGCUGUGGGGCAGACCAUUCGCAUAAAAUCAGGGACAGUUUCCAAAGAAUUAUAUAUUUUUUUCGGUUGUGCUCUCUAGGUAAUUUUUUUUUGGGAAUAAGGACAAACCUGGAAUAGGUAGCAAAACUGAAAAUCAGCAGUGCCGAUGGUAGUACAUGUGUCUUUCCUUUUGCCUCCCCUGGGGCUUCCUGUAUGCUUCUAUUUGGGUAAGCAGAGGGGUACACGCAUGUGCGUGCACAUCGGUCUGUUAGUGCGUUUGCUAAAAACAACAAACCGCAGUCGGUUUAAGAUGCGUGGAACUUCCCAAACUGGCUUUAUUCUCUGUUACACAGUGCUCAGGGUUAAUGCAGUACAUUCAUGGCAUUGCUGGGGCAGCUGUCCCCAGGUGCAUGUGUGUUGAGUAAUAUAGAAAAUAUGUAUUGAUUUCUUUUUCCAACUUAAAAACAAUAGGUUUACUAAAGCAUGAAAUGAAAGGCUGCAUAUCAUGCAUUCAGGUUUUUUUGUAGUUUUUGUUCUGACAGUGCAUGUCUUUGAAAGCAUGCGUAAACAAGAUUAACACAAAAGUCAAGUGUUGGAGAGAGGAUUUGUAGAUGUACAGCAUUGGUUAUUGCAUUUUUAUAGUGUUUAUACCUGGGUGUUGCUUCCAGCCCUGCAGACUCUUCUCCCUCUUUCCCCGCCCCAGGUUUCUGUCAAUGUAAUGAGUACAUACUUCUUGUAAUAAAGCUCUUCAAAGUUAAUUUUAAUGUAUUAAUAGUAUUCCUAACGUGUGCUGCAAAAAUGGCUGUAAGCCUGUUUUUCUUAAAAGUUACAUUUUCCUUAACUUAAAGAUAGUUUUAGAAGUACAGUUGGCUUCUGUCUUGCAGACAUUCUUGUUUUACUUCAUUUCGUUAUCUGAAGUUUUUGUCACUCAAAAACAGAAAACCGUACUUGAGUUGUAAACUAGAAAUGAGGAAACACUUGAGGCUUCUGCUGUAUGUUUUUUGUUGUUAUUGUUACCCAGUAACUUGAAUAUUGUUUCAUGUGUUGUAAGACAUUGUAGAGUUUAUCUCAAGCUGUUAAAAAUGGUAAUGUACAAAUGUGAAUAGACACUUAUCUAUAACAUGGGUAAGUUUUGUUUCGCCUAUAAUAGAUGUUUAUAAAAACAAGUGAGGGACAGUUGGUCUUUUUUCUUUCUUUUCUUUUUUGUUUUUUGUUUUUUUUGCUUGCACAGGUUGCACUAUAAAAAUUGAGAUUGUAUAAACCUGGUCAAAAACUGCAAGGUACCAAAAUCUUGUAGAUGUUAAAUAAAAAGUUAUCACCCUAACGAAGUGGACUCAUGCUUAGGCCCUCCCUGGGGACAGUAGUUGGAGUCCGGAGGGGAUUCUGCAGGACUUGAUUGGCCUCAGUUCCAGGGAGUGCUAACGCCUGGCUGCAGACCUGCUCCCAGAUUCUAAAUUCCGAGGCAGCGUUGAUGAAGGGAACAUAAGCUUCAGAACGUUUUUCAGAUCCAGUUGUUCCCUUGUAACUUGUUAAACUUCUCAAAGAAUUGGGGGGAAGGUGUAUUAAGGGAUAGAAACCUGAUCAAAAUUUAGAUCUUUCAUCCUCUUAUGUUUCUUUAACCCUGACUUUAUUUAUGGUUGUUUUCUUUGGAUGUAUUUAUUCUUCGUGCCUAAAGAACAAACUGAGAAUAAUCUCUGUUCGUGGGUGUACUUUGCCCCAUGGAUGCAGCUUUUAUCCUCAGUCUGGUCCAUGCAUCUCAGGCAGUGACUCUCAGGAGGUCCACCAGUGUCCCCAGACAGGACCUCUAACCAGUGACAGCUGCAGCUAGAGCCUCCCAGCUUUUGCUUCUGUUUGUAAACUGCUGAUCCUGCUGGUGGCUUUUGUUAAGGUGAAUCUGAAUCAGGCAAGAGAGGCCUAAAAAGCUGGCCACCAGUGAGCCCCAGCUGAGGACAGGACAGAGGCUCCUCCGUCUCCCACUCCCCGUCCCGUGCAUGAGGGUCUUCAUUAGCAGGUUCCAGCUUCCCCCAGCCUAGACCAAGCUAUAACACUUGCCUGCGGUGUGAAAGGCCAGAGUGUGUUGUGGUCUUUGUAGAAAUGAGGCCCCUGACAGCCCUUCCAAGGCAGGCUUUUUGGAAAGGUGAGCAGUGUGGAGGAUGGAAUGGGUACCACACACCCGAACCCAUUGUGCCACAUGUGUGGUGCCACGGCCAGUGCUUGUCCUGAGGAGUGAGUAUCGGGUGUCUACACUGUGCCCAUACGAAAGCACAUCUGGGAUACACCGAGGAAGCCUCAGAGUUCAGGGGCCACUUUGUUGCAAGCCCAGGUCUUAGCAACAGCUGGCUUGUGCAGAACAGGGCUGGCCUCUGCAGGAUCUUCAUGCCACCUCUCCACCCAGAGGCCUUAUUUAGCCUACGGGGAGUCCCCGUGGCCUCUGCAGUAAUGCCUUUCCUCCUGCGUUAGCAAUAUGGCUCUGAGCGUGCAUGUUUGAUUGUAAAUCGUGUCCGUGUGUUCAGGGUUUACGGUGCCAGUUGGGCUGCACACCAUUCAUGGGUGCUCAGACUUCCCACCAUUGGGGCGGCAGCAUCCCCUUGGCUACAGCCUUCCUGCCCAGGGUCUGCGGCAGGGGCUGGGUGGUGGGAGUCUGUGAAAGCACUGAGGAUGUCUUCCUUUAAAUACAAUUUGAUGAGAAGUAGGUAGGUUAGGCUGUUUUCUCUUUUGGCUACUAAAUUGUGCUAAACUCUUCAGUAUCUUCUCUUUUCCUGUAUGUGAAUUAGCAAGAAUCUGCAUCCAAAGCCCUGUAGUAGGCUGUAUUUGUGUGUGUGUGUGUAUUUUAUAUUUAUUCUCAGUUAAUUAGUGCUUCACAAACCAUUUUGAGUUACAACAAAAAAUCUUAGUUUGCUCUGUCCAUAGAGGCAACAAUUAAAAGUUCCCAAACUCCUUGGGAAUAUGUUUUAGAGUCAUAAUUUUUGGCCUUAGCCCAUGGAGCAUUCAUUUGUCAGUCACCAUCUGAUGCUGUUUGAACAAGAGAGGGGUCCCCAGGCCAGGCGUCUUGUGUAACCAGAGCCUCCUCCACUCUUUCCACUUUGCAGUUUAGCGUAAGACAAAAAGCAGGAGCUGAGCAGUUAUUGCUGUGUCUCAUUUUAGGAAAGCAGGAGCAGAAAUCCUCUCUCGGUCCUCUUCUUGGUAAGUCAUUAAAAGGCAGGGUUUUACCCAGUUACUCCCCCAUUUAAAACGUCCCUGCGUGGUACUGGGUAGUUCUAAGGCAGGUGCCAGGAAGAGCCACCGUGAGGCUGGGAUCCGGACUAUGGACGGUCAGCUCAGGCGUCCUCCUGCUGCACUGUUGACUGUUCCCCCUCGUGCCUGUGGUCUCCCGGGGUCACGCCACACCUGUGCACUCAGAUGUAGCUUGCAUUCGGCAUCAGGGCCGCAGCUGAGAGCACAAACCAUCCGUAGAAAACCUCACGUCAGGCCAGUAGUCUAACAGAAGUGUAGCGUGUCCUCAGUGACAAACCACACGUAGAUACCUGCAGCUCAAACUAGCUAGCGAUUUCUUUUCUGAGUAUGUUGAUGAAAUCCGGAGCCCACUUUCUAAUUGUGUGCUGUACCUAUGAUAUGUACAUUAAUAUGUAUAUAGAGAAAUGGAAGCUCUUUUGAAUUCUGAAUGUAAAUAUUUCUUGUAAAUUGGGGCCCCAUCCACUUGUUUCGCCCCCUCCUUCACUUCUAUUUAUUCUUUCCUGGACUUCCCGAAUGGGGCACUUUAGCCCUUCUCUUCCUUGCUUGGGAAAAUGGGGAGACUUAGCUGACUUGCUUCUGACCUCUGAGUGCGCAUCCCUGUGCAUAGUUCCUGUCGCAGCACCCUUGCCUGCGCUUUGUGUUUUUAUCACAGUCAGUCCCGCCUGUGGGGGACUGCACUGGAGUGCCCUGUCGCUCUGUCUGGAGAUGACCGGGUCAUGCUCCUGUGUUCUCUGGAAGCCACAUGAGUCUGAUGUGUUGUUUUCUCACUCUCUCACUGUCUCUCUCUCUCUCUCUUUUCUUUGCUUCUCAAAAUUUCUUGAAGCUCCUGUAACUUCUUCAGUGCAUUUGGGAUCAAACCUGGCUCUUCAGGGAAUGUGACAGCUCCUACCCUUGCAGUUUUUCAGGCCUGCACGAAAUCUCAGUUUGGACUUUUCACCUAACAGGGACAUUUUGCAGAUUAGAGACUUUGAAUCACUGUUCACGGCCUGCUGCUGCAAAUCCCUCCAGUAAUUAAGGCGUCGAGCCUGUACUUUAACCCACAUGGCACAGUCACAGAUGUAUUUUGCAACAAGUGCAGGUCAUCGACCUGCUUUGGCUGUAGCUGGUUAAGGAUAUUUGCAGUAAGCAGAGACGAGCCUGGUAGGUGACACACAGGUGACAUUGGAGAACACAUAAUGCUGUGGGCCUGUGCUGUGGGUCACUCUCUGGAGGGUCCAGGGAAGGUAGUGCUACAGGCAGCCUCCUGCCUUGCUGCAGACCUGGUCUUGGAAGAAGUGGCUGGGAGUGGGGGCCCCUGGUUAGCAGCAGGAGGCAGACAGUGGGGUGUCGUGUGCAGACUUGGCACCUUUAAGAAAAGGCUUCUCUGUCAUCCUUCAGAAUGACCUGAGAGCAUUUCUUGGGCUUUAAAUUCAUAAAUAGUUCCAUUCAUUACCACUGGACCUAGGAGGCUCGUGAAGCAUUCCUGGUCACCUGCCUUUGGGUGGGCUCAUAGCUCCAUGUACAGUGAGUCGGGCAGGCCCAGCUUUCUGACUGGUGCCCGCACAGUGGUUGAUCUACCUGUGGCAUUUGCAGCAGCAGUGGCAGGGCCAGUGAUACUGAGAUGUCCCAUGAGUGCAGUCCAGCAAGGGAAUAAGCCUGGACAAGUGGGUUCUUUCUGGUUCUGGCAGCUUGGGGCUGAAGGACAGCCUGCAGGUCCCUCGGGGGGAGUAGCCCUCAAACCACACCCCACUCUGGUGCCCGUUGGGGCCUGAGUGACAAGGCCAGUGUGCGCCAGGGUCUUGCAGGAUGUAGUGAUGCCUGGCACUGAAGAGGUUAAAGGGGCCUGUGCCUCCCCUGCCUUGGCUCCCUGGGACGAGGGAUUCUCAGUGUAGCACAUUGCAGUCACCACAACUGGGAAGGAUCACCCUGUUGGGGGGGGUUCCUGUUCAUGGUUUAUACUAAAUUUCAAACUACUGAUACUGUUUUCCACAACCACUUGUGUCUACCAUCAGCCAUGAGCGGUGGGAAGAGGUACGCUGUAUCUCUGCAAUAAAACUUCUGCCAGGUUCUACCUCCUUGGGCAAAGGCGAUUUUCUCCAUAGGCGUAGACCUUCCUUCCUGACUGACGCGACACUAUGCGGCUCCAGAUGGCGUCCGCCGGCACCCAAAGACCACCCAAGGCGGAGUGGCUCGGACUCUCGGGACGUCCCUUGUGUUCCCUGCUCUUCAGCCUCCCCCUGCGCCGCUGUCGGGGGCGUCCUCCGCGUCCUCUGCCGCACUGCUGCCUUCCUGGCUGGCCCCGAUCAUCACGAGCGUCCGGAGCGGGUGCCCUCGCCCUGCCGACACAAACUUUCCUGAGACUGAUCUCAUGCAAUAAAAGCGUGUGGACUGCGCCCCACAAAGAGAAUCCAUCACCAUGAAGUGUAACAAAGUCUGUAUUUAGGUUUUUAUUGUGAUUUUCGUUUUGUUUUUGGGGUCUUUCUGGCUUUGUUUUUGUAAAAUUCUUAAAUAAAAUUAAAGAAAUAAAGCCAACUGCUCUCCUGCA
This is a messenger RNA of Cavia porcellus (domestic guinea pig), 10310 nucleotides long. It is a transcript of the gene Sbno1, whose product is annotated as strawberry notch homolog 1. Bases 361 to 4539 code for a protein of 1392 amino acids. Gene Ontology annotation, molecular function: chromatin DNA binding; histone binding. Lineage: Eukaryota; Metazoa; Chordata; Mammalia; Rodentia; Caviidae. The record is from RefSeq and is a predicted model, not a curated record. Gene Ontology annotation, biological process: regulation of DNA-templated transcription. Gene Ontology annotation, cellular component: nucleus. The transcript is spliced from 32 exons.